AUGUCCGUUGGACCUGCAAGUAGUCGCCAUGCCGCCGAUGAAGAGGCUCGCGCCGAGGUCGAUGUGCUUAACUCGAGGCUCGAGAAGACCUCCCAACUGACCAAGAAGAUCCAAGCAUGCAUGGGAAGGUUAGAGUCUACCGGCAAGAGCGUACGCGAAGUCGCUGGUCCCUUGAGUGGAGAGACCAAGAAGCUUCAGGUCCUGGGCAACAACAUCGAUGCCGUUCUCGCAGCCAUUGAGCGGCUUCGCCAACCUGCCGAUAGCAAGAACGACGAAGAGCAAAUCAUCCGAGCUGGUCCCGACAAGUCUGGUCUUUCCAACUACCUGGCCUCGAUCAAGCGACUGUCCAAGGCCCUCGCCGACAUGCAGGCCUCUAACCUGCGAGCGAACCAACAGACGAUGGCAGAGCUAGUCCGCUUGAUUAAGUCGGGUAACUCGCAACUUGAGGGCCAUUUCGACAAAUUACUCCGGGGAGAGACGCCUCGCUCGGUAGAGCCGCUCCAUUACAUCACGAAGGACAUGCCAUUCCCAGUUCUGUCCCAAGACAAGGUUGCGCGCUUAGGCCUGGUCAAUUCGUACAUCUCGGGCAAUCAUCGCCAGAGCGGCGGCAGUGCUGCUCCUCAAGAUUCGUCGACGGCCAAGAUUUACGCCGAAAUACGCGGCCCUUACCUUUCGUCUACGUUGGCCAACCUGGCCGCCGCUAGCGUUAAUACGACCAAGAAGAAGAAUCCCGACGCCAUCUAUCGCGCUGGCACCAACGGCAUCGGCACAUACGCGCAGGCCAUGGAAGGUCUCUUUCUUGCCGAGUACGAUAACAUCUGCAGUAUCUUCACGCGUGAGGACUGGGGCCCUCUGUUCCAGGCCACAUGCCAGGCCGCCAUGGCCGAGCUUGCCCGCACCCUGCGAGAGUUGAAUAGCCAUAUCAAGGGUCACUUAAAUACAGAUUGCUACCUCGCUUACGAGAUCACCGAGAUAAUGUCGGGCUUGUCGAGCAACUUGGAAACACGUACUGGCGAGCUCAAAUCAUCGCUUGCUGCAGCACUCCGGCCUGUACGGGAGACUGCGAAAGUGUCGUUGGGAGAGCUGUUGGACGACACGAGACGAAGGAUCACUGCCAUGCAAGCACUUCCUCAAGACGGCGCACCGAUACCCAUCGUGUCCGAGACCAUGCAGCGUCUACAGACCAUGGUGGAGUUCUUGCGGCCAAUCUCAAGUAUCAUGUUCUCCUUGGGUGACGGGGGAUGGAAAAGCAACGCUGCUACCGACGGACGGUCCACCGAUGCGAUUCCAAGUCUCGCCUCCUUUGACAUUGGUGCCGACGGCAAGGAAAUUUUUUCCCAUUACUGCUCGGACACGGUCGAUAUGCUUAUGACAUCGCUUGAUCAGAAGGCCAGAUUGGUUCUCAAGGGUGGCCGGGCUGUCAUUGGUGUGUUCUUGGCCAAUAGUGUUGUCAUUAUUGAACGAAUGAUCCGCGACUCGGACCUCGCGCCUCUUCUUGAGGGACGGAUGGGAAUGUUGGACCAGUGGCGCAAGAAGGCGACAGGCAUGUACACCAUGGACUGUAAAGAGGUGUCGACGCACUUGUUUGAUGUCAUCCACACAAGCAAGCAACGGCCCACGUCGGGCCAGGCCGACUCGGCUUCUAUUCUCAAGGGCCUGAGCAGCAGGGACAAGGAUAACAUCAAGGGCAAGUUCCAGGCGUUCAACGCCUCCUUUGACGAGAUGGUCAGCCGGCACAAGACAUACAAUAUGGAACGGGAGGUGAGACAGAUAUUCGCCCGGGACAUUCAGCAGAUGCUUGAACCCUUGUACAACCGUUUCUGGGACCGAUACCACGAGGUUGACAAGGGCAAAGGCAAGCACGUCAAGUACGACAAGGCCGGAAUAGCCGCCGUCUUUGCGACGCUCUACUAG
Messenger RNA from Colletotrichum higginsianum IMI 349063, 1914 nucleotides. Its product is annotated as Exo70 exocyst complex subunit. Gene Ontology annotation, molecular function: phosphatidylinositol-4,5-bisphosphate binding. Lineage: Eukaryota; Fungi; Ascomycota; Sordariomycetes; Glomerellales; Glomerellaceae. The transcript is spliced from 2 exons. Gene Ontology annotation, cellular component: exocyst. The coding region runs from base 1 to 1914 and encodes 637 amino acids. The record is from RefSeq and is a predicted model, not a curated record. Gene Ontology annotation, biological process: exocytosis.